Messenger RNA from Parastagonospora nodorum SN15, 1704 nucleotides. RefSeq lists its product as hypothetical. The transcript has 2 exons. The record is from RefSeq and is a predicted model, not a curated record. Bases 1 to 1704 code for a protein of 567 amino acids. Gene Ontology annotation, molecular function: asparagine synthase (glutamine-hydrolyzing) activity. Lineage: Eukaryota; Fungi; Ascomycota; Dothideomycetes; Pleosporales; Phaeosphaeriaceae.
AUGUGCGGCAUCUUCUGCUCCAUCAGUCGCAAUGGCUUCAUCAGCCCUGAUUUCGCAACACAGCAGCUUUUACAGAACAGGGGCCCUGAUAGCACUUGCCGGCAUCAGGUAGUUCUGGACGCGACGCAGGAGAAUCAUGACCCAGCAUCUCCACUCCAUGCUUCUUUUCUGUCUACCGUGCUAUCGUUGAGGGGUUCAUCAGUCGUCCAACAGCCUCUCCGGGAUGAGCAAUCAGCGUCCACAUUGUGCUGGAACGGUGAAGCAUGGAGCGUCGGUGACGCCCCUGUGGCUGGCAACGACUCCCAAGUCGUCUUUGACAAGCUUUUGGCAGCUUCGUCCGGAAACACGACCGCAGGGGUAGCAAUACAAGCGGUCGUUGACUUACUAUCUAGUAUCAGGGGCCCAUAUGCGUUUGUCUUCUACGAUGCACCCAACAAGCUCAUGUAUUAUGGCAGAGACUGCCUGGGUAGGCGAUCACUGUUACGCAAGUCAACGUCAGACGAUACUCUCAUCAUCUCCAGUGUCUGCGACAACGCCAGUGGCGAGUCGUGGGCAGAGGUAGAAGCUGACGGCAUCUACGUUGUCGAUCUAACAUCUCUCUCCUCAAGCGAACUCUCGUCCUCAACUAGGCACGUUCCUCAUUCGCAGUCGUUCGAAGAGGAAGAAAUACAACCUUCUUUUACCUUGCCGUUUCCACAGAUGAACCGCGUAACUCUUGAGGGUGCGUCUUUUGACUUUGGAGAAGUGGAUCGCCUCAAGCGCUCGUUGCAGAGAGCUCUGGCACUUCGCACGCAACAUGUUCGUGAAGCUAUUACAGGCACAGGCAAGCAUGAGGCGAACAUAGGUGUUCUUUUCUCCGGUGGCCUUGACUGUACAAUCUUAGCCCGGCUUUGUCACGACUUGAUCCCGCUCAACGAGCCUGUGGAUCUGCUCAACGUAGCCUUCGAGAAUCCGCGCAUUCAUGCAAAGCUACAGGACAGUGAAAGCCCAUAUGAGCUUUGUCCGGAUCGAAUUACCGGUCGCGCCUCAUUUGCCGAGUUGCUGCAGGUCUGUCCCGCCCGCCUCUGGCGUUUCGUAGAGGUCAAUGUACCCUACACAGAGACCGUGGCGCAUCGAACCAAAGUCAUGACGCUCAUGCAUCCGCACAAUACCGAGAUGGAUCUGUCCAUAUCCUACGCUCUUUACUUCGCUUCACGGGGCAUAGGCCUCGCCAGUACGUCAGACAGCGAUGAGGCAAAGCCAUACACCUCCCCAGCGCAUGUCUUGCUCUCCGGACUCGGUGCGGACGAGCUCUUCGGGGGCUAUCAACGCCAUGCGACAGCCUUUGCAAGACAAGGCUACACUGGUUUGUUCAAUGAGCUCCAGCUCGACUUCAGUCGACUAGGAAAGCGUAACCUUGGCCGCGAUGACCGUGUCAUCAGUAAUUCUGGCAAAGAAGUGCGCUUCCCCUUCUUAGAUGAAGACUUUAUUGCACUGGCGCUCCGAUCUCCAGUGCAGACGAAAUGCGACUUUGCCAGCCCUCAGGUACAGGAAUCUGAGGACCCAGCGCAUUUCUUGGAGCCCGCAAAGCGAGCCCUUCGAGGCAUGGCGUGGCAGCUCGGCAUGAAGAAGGUGGCUGCUGAAAAGAAGCGAGCAAUACAGUUCGGUUCUCGUACUGCCAAGAUGGAGACGGGCAAGACUAAGGGAACGCAUGUUCUUGUGUGA